CGCGCGGCUGCGGCGGCGGCGGCGCGGCGCGUGAGGGGCCGCCUGGGGCCGAGCGGGCGCCGCCAACAUGUCGGAUACGAAGGUAAAAGUUGCCGUCCGGGUCCGGCCCAUGAACCGGCGAGAACUGGAACUGAACACCAAGUGCGUGGUGGAAAUGGAAGGGAAUCAAACGGUCCUGCACCCUCCUCCUUCUAACACCAAACAGGGAGAAAGGAAACCUCCCAAGGUAUUUGCCUUCGAUUAUUGCUUUUGGUCCAUGGAUGAAUCUAACACUACAAAAUAUGCUGGUCAAGAAGUGGUUUUCAAGUGCCUUGGGGAAGGAAUUCUUGAAAAAGCCUUCCAGGGGUAUAAUGCUUGUAUUUUUGCAUAUGGACAGACAGGUUCAGGAAAAUCCUUCUCCAUGAUGGGCAGUGCUGAGCAGCUGGGCCUUAUUCCAAGGCUCUGCUGUGCUUUAUUUAAAAGGAUCUCCCUAGAGCAAAAUGAGUCACAGACCUUUAAAGUCGAAGUAUCCUAUAUGGAAAUUUAUAAUGAGAAAGUUCGGGAUCUUUUAGACCCCAAAGGGAAUAGACAGUCUCUUAAAGUUCGAGAGCAUAAAGUGUUGGGGCCAUAUGUAGAUGGUUUAUCCCAGCUGGCUGUCACUAGUUUUGAGGAUAUUGAGUCAUUGAUGUCUGAGGGAAAUAAGUCUCGGACCGUAGCUGCAACCAACAUGAAUGAAGAAAGUAGCCGCUCCCAUGCUGUGUUCAACAUCAUAAUCACGCAGACGCUUUACGACCUGCAGUCUGGGAACUCCGGAGAGAAGGUCAGUAAGGUCAGCCUGGUAGACCUGGCGGGUAGCGAGAGAGUGUCCAAAACAGGAGCCGCGGGAGAGCGACUGAAAGAAGGCAGCAACAUUAACAAAUCCCUUACAACCUUGGGGUUGGUUAUAUCCUCGCUGGCUGACCAGGCAGCUGGCAAGGGUAAAAACAAAUUUGUGCCUUAUCGAGAUUCAGUGCUCACUUGGCUUCUUAAGGAUAACUUGGGGGGCAACAGCCAGACCUCUAUGAUAGCCACCAUUAGCCCAGCAGCAGACAACUAUGAGGAGACCCUCUCCACCCUGCGAUACGCGGAUAGAGCCAAAAGGAUCGUUAACCACGCCAUUGUGAACGAAGACCCCAAUGCCAAAGUCAUCCGGGAGCUGCGGGAGGAGGUAGAGAAACUGAAGGAGCAGCUCUCGCAGGCUGAGGCUAUGAAGGCCCCUGAACUAAAAGAGAAGCUUGAAGAAUCUGAAAAGCUGAUCAAAGAACUAACAGUGACUUGGGAAGAGAAGCUGAGGAAAACAGAAGAAAUCGCACAGGAGAGACAACGACAGCUUGAAAGUAUGGGGAUUUCCCUGGAGACAUCGGGUAUCAAGGUGGGAGAUGAUAAGUGCUACUUAGUCAACCUGAACGCGGACCCUGCUCUUAACGAGCUUCUGGUUUAUUAUUUAAAGGACCAUACCAGGGUGGGUGCAGACACGUCCCAGGACAUCCAGCUCUUUGGCAUAGGAAUACAGCCGGAGCACUGUGAGAUCGACAUCGCAUCCGAUGGUGAUGUGACUCUCACUCCAAAAGAAAAUUCAAGGUCCUGUGUAAAUGGCACCCUUGUGUGCAGCACUACCCAGCUGUGGCACGGUGAUAGAAUCCUGUGGGGAAAUAACCACUUUUUUAGAAUUAACUUACCUAAGAGGAAACGGCGAGACUGGUUGAAAGACUUUGAAAAGGAAACCGGCCCGCCAGAGCAUGACCUGGACGCAGCCAGUGAAGCUUCCUCGGAACCAGACUAUAACUAUGAAUUUGCACAGAUGGAGGUUAUCAUGAAAACGCUGAACAGCAAUGAUCCAGUGCAAAAUGUGGUUCAGGUCCUGGAGAAACAGUACCUGGAAGAAAAGCGGAGCGCCCUGGAGGAGCAGCGGCUCAUGUAUGAGCGGGAGCUGGAGCGGCUCCGCCAGCAGCUGUCCCCGGAGCGCCAGCCCCAGAGCAGCGGCCCCGACCGCCUGGCCUACAGCAGCCAGACGGCUCAGCAGAAGGUGACCCAGUGGGCAGAGGAGAGGGAUGAGCUCUUCCGCCAAAGCUUGGCAAAACUGCGCGAGCAGCUUGUGAAAGCCAAUACCUUGGUAAGGGAGGCAAACUUCUUAGCUGAGGAAAUGAGCAAGCUCACUGACUACCAGGUGACUCUGCAGAUCCCUGCCGCAAACCUCAGUGCCAACAGAAAGAGAGGAGCAAUCGUGAGUGAGCCAGCUAUCCAAGUGCGGAGGAAAGGAAAGAGCACCCAAGUUUGGACCAUCGAGAAGCUGGAGAAUAAAUUAAUUGACAUGAGAGACCUUUAUCAAGAAUGGAAGGAAAAAAUUCCUGAGGCAAAGCGUCUCUAUGGGAAACGAGGUGACCCUUUCUAUGAAGCCCAAGAGAAUCACAACCUAAUUGGCGUGGCUAAUGUGUUCUUGGAGUGUCUCUUCUAUGAUGUGAAACUUCAGUAUGCAGUUCCUAUCAUCAGCCAGCAGGGGGAGGUUGCAGGGCGCCUCCAUGUGGAAGUCAUGCGAAUUACAGGGGCCGUCCCGGAGCGCGUGGUGGAGGACGACUCUUCUGAGAACUCCAGCGAAGGUGGAAGCCUCGAGGUCACGGACAUCAGCGGGGAGACUGUUCACCGAGUCAAGAAGCUGACUUGCCGGGUAAAAAUUAAAGAGGCAACCGGGCUGCCCUUAAGCCUCUCAAAUUUUGUCUUCUGUCAAUACACAUUCUGGGACCAGUGUGAAUCCACAGUGGCUGCCCCAGUGGUGGACCCCGAGGUGCCUUCCCCCCAGUCCAGGGACGCCCAGUACACUGUGACGUUCUCUCACUGUAAGGACUACGUGGUGACCGUGACAGAAGAGCUCCUGGAGUUCCUGUCAGAUGGAGCCCUGGCCAUUGAGGUGUGGGGCCACCGCUGCGCUGGGAACGGCAGCUCCAUCUGGGAAGUCGACUCUCUUCAUGCGAAGACAAGAACGUUGCACGACAGGUGGAAUGAGGUAACUCGAAGAGUAGAAAUGUGGAUUUCCAUAUUGGAAUUGAACGAGCUAGGGGAAUACGCUGCAGUGGAACUCCACCAGGCCAAAGAUGUCAAUACAGGGGGCAUCUUUCAACUCAGACAGGGUCAUUCCCGGAGGGUACAAGUCACCGUGAAACCGGUGCAGCAUUCAGGGACACUGCCGCUCAUGGUGGAAGCCAUCUUGUCUGUGUCCAUUGGCUGUGUCACUGCCCGGUCCACCAAGCUGCAGAGAGGGCUGGACAGUUACCAGAGAGAUGAUGAGGAUGGUGAUGAUAUGGAUAGUUAUCAGGAAGAAGACUUAAACUCUGUGAGGGAAAGGUGGUCCGACGCACUCAUCAAACGACGAGAAUACUUAGAUGAACAGAUUAAAAAAGUCAGCAAUAAAAAAGAGAAGACGGAGGACGACGUGGAGCGGGAGGCCCGGCUUGUGGAGCAGUGGGUGGGACUGACGGAGGAAAGAAACGCCGUGCUGGUGCCUGCACCGGGCAGCGGGGUCCCCGGGGCGCCCGCUCACUGGAUCCCACCACCUGGAAUGGAAACCCACAUCCCGGUUCUCUUCCUUGAUUUGAAUGCGGAUGACCUCAGUGCCAACGAGCAGCUCGUGGGCCCCCAUGCGUCCGGUGUGAACUCCAUCCUGCCCAAGGAGCACGGCAGCCAGUUUUUCUACCUGCCCAUCAUAAAGCACAGCGACGAGGAGGUUUCAGCCACAGCCUCUUGGGACUCCUCAGUGCAUGAUUCCGUUCACCUGAAUAGGGUCACGCCGCAGAAUGAAAGGAUUUACCUCAUAGUGAAAACCACGGUGCAGCUCAGCCACCCAGCUGCUAUGGAGUUAGUAUUACGAAAACGGAUUGCGGCCAAUAUUUACAACAAACAGAGUUUCACUCAGAGUUUGAAGAGGAGAAUAUCGUUGAAGAAUAUACUUUAUUCCUGUGGUGUCACCUAUGAAUUAGUAUCCAAUAUACCAAAGGCAACAGAGGAGAUUGAGGACCGGGAAACACUGGCCCUCAUGGCAGCAAGGAGUGAAAACGAGGGCACUUCCGAUGGGGAGACCUACAUUGAGAAGUACACGCGAGGCGUGCUGCAGGUGGAGAACAUUCUGAGUCUUGAACGGCUCCGGCAGGCAAUCACGGUCAAAGAAGCACUGUCCACGAAAGCUCGGCAUCUCCGGAGGAGCCUAAGCACGCCAAAUGUUCACAAUGUCUCCUCCAGCCGACCAGACCUUUCUGGCUUUGAUGAAGAUGAUAAGGGUUGGUUAGAGAACCAAUUAGACAUGUCUAACUACAGCUCCAGUUACCAAGAUAUAGCCUGUUAUGGAACUUUACCCAGGGAUUCUCCUCGAAGGAGUAAAGAAAGUAGUGGUUGUACAUCCGAGAACCCUCACGCCUUAACAGUCAGUCCUUUUAAAGCAUUCUCUCCCCAGCCGCCAAAGUUUUUCAAACCCCUGAUGCCUGUAAAAGAGGAGCAUAAGAAAAGGAUAGCUCUUGAAGCGAGGCCUCUUCUAAGCCAGGAGAGCAUGCCUCCACCUCAGCCACAUAACCCUGGCUGCAUUGUGCCCUCGGGAAGCAAUGGCAGCAACAUGCUACUAGAGCACAAUAGCAAACGUGAGAAGAAGAUUGACUCUGAGGAGGAGGAAAAUGAUCUGGAAGCUCUUAACAGGAAGCUGAUAAGUUCACAGCCUUACGUGCCCGUGGAGUUUGCAGACUUCAGUGUUUACAAUGCCAGCUUGGAGAACAGGGAGUGGUUUUCUUCGAAAGUAGAUUUGGUGAACUCAAGGGUCCUGGAGAAAGAAGUGUCCCGUAGCCCUACCACCAGCAGUAUUACCAGCGGCUACUUUUCCCACAGUGCCUCCAACGCCACUCUGUCCGACAUGGCGGUCCCUUCCAGUGACAGCUCGGACCAGCUAGCCAUUCAGACAAAGGAUACAGACUCCAGUGAGCAUUACGGACCGUCCCUUGGGCAUGAUUUCAGGCCGUCCUCAAACAAAGAGUUGACAGAACUAGAAAGAGGCUUGCUUAAAGAGAAGAUAAUUAUGGUGCCACUCAAGGAAAACAGUGCCUUAGCCAAAGGGAGCCCAUCACCCCAAAGCAUCCCUGAGAAAAACUCCAAAUCCCUCUGUAGGACUGGCUCCUGUUCAGGGCAGGAUGCCUGCUCCAGCCGAAAUGGCCAACCAGUCAGAGAAUUUUGCCCCAGGGAAGUGACCAUAGAGCACACCACAGAUAUCCUUGAGGACCAUUCUUUCACAGAGUUUAUGGGUGUGUCCGAUGGGAAAGAUUUUGACGGAUUGACAGAUUCUUCUGGAGAGCUUUCAAGUAGAAGAAACCUACCCAAUAAAAUGGACAGGAAGAGUAUCUCAGAUGGGCCGCAGGGCCCUGCCCAGCUGCAUUCCUCAGCAGAGAAUGAACAGGGCAGCGCGAGCACUCGGUGAAAGCAGCCAGCGCCUCCCCGCAGGCCACAGCAUCUUCGUUGCGGUCUGCCUCGUGAAAGCACCAGCCCCAUCUGUAAAACAUGCUGCGGCCCAGCCGGGGACCCCAGACCAGCGUGGAGAAGCCGAGCGCUUCGUGGGCCACCUGCCUUCUCCUCCCGAGCUGGGAGAAGCUGGCACUUUGUCACUCGGGGGAAUCGGCAGCCUCUGCUUUUUCCGGAAAGCCAGAGAACCGAAAAUCCUGGAUCGAAUUAAGUGGCAGUAUUUUUGUUUGCACUUAGGACUACACACACCCACUGUGUAGAAACCUCCACAGAUUCAAGCGAACUUUAUUCUUGUACAAUUUUAAUCAGUUCUUACUGUAGAAUCUGGAGUCCGUACUCUUUUUUUUUUUAUAAAUAAUAUAUAUGAUGUAUAUGAAAUGUAUAUCUAUAGUAUGUCUGUUUGGAGACAGACGAGACUGCACAUGAAAAUGCAGAUGUGAGUGGUUUCUAGAAAAUCGUAAGGUACUGGAUUUGGUUACAAAACCACUUAGGUAAUCUCUUAUACAUGAGCAGAUGAAAAAGAUCUGAUUGCCUAAGAAUGAGGUUGCGAAUCCCUCUUUGCAGGAAAGGUUACAGAAUGCCGUUCUUUACAACCAAAGAACUUACAUAAGACUGAACGUUUUUGCUGUCCCCUCGUUUUGUGUGUACAUAUAUGUCUGACUGUGAGUUUGGUGCCACACUCCUCUUGGCUACCAGGCCACAUGUAGCUGUUCUGUGUCCUGUUUCAUAAAGCACACUGAAAAAUCUCACAGCUAUAUUCCUUAGUCUUCCACCCGGCCACCGCCUGCUGGUGCGACGUUGUAGGGUAACUGUUGACAAUGCCUGGGGCUCCGACUCCAGCCUUCCUUACCCCAGGGUUGUGGUUCGGCCUGGCUGGCAGGGGGGAUUCAGAGAGCAGUAUUACUGUUAAGAGAACACAAAGACAUGCCCGGAGUUGGGUUUGGGGAGGGGAGGGGAUGUUGAUUUUUGUCUUUUUGUGGUUUUUCGUUUUGGAUCGGUAGCUUUCGUCGUGUGGUUUUGCUGUUGUUAAUUUUACUUAAAUUCUGGGAAACACUGAAGGCAUGGGAUGAGCUAUUAAGUUCACAGGUGCCCGCUUCACCGUGCUCGCAGCAGAUGAUAGAAUGCAGGUGAUCCUGCUGUCCACGUCUUCAUUGGCAGGGUUCUCCUGGUAACCGAGACGUCGAAGGAUUACGCAUGUGGAAAUUCUUACAGAAGUACUUUCUGCGCUCGUUCUGUAGAUGCCUGUAAAAUUGGUGUGGAUGUACAGCAAUAAAUGUGUUGUGGGAGAGAGAGAAUGUGUACAUUCUCUAAGUUUUUCUUUUCAGUUCUUAGCAUCAGUCAAUGAGUAAGAUUUUGGAGACUUUAAUGAAAAGCUGCUGUUGAUGACUUUUGUGUAUAGUGAGCCGACUGUAGUAUUCUACUAUUGUCUGUUUAAAAAGAAAAAGAAAAACUGUAAUUUAUAUCCCCUUUCAACUUUAUUGUAUUUAAUUGGUACAGAUUGUGUGUGUGUGUCCGUGUGUGCGUGUGUGUGUUAGAAUACAGACUGUCUAAUUCAGAUUUUAAAA
This is a messenger RNA of Panthera uncia (snow leopard), 7070 nucleotides long. RefSeq names its product kinesin family member 13A (gene KIF13A). The record is from RefSeq and is a predicted model, not a curated record. Gene Ontology annotation, cellular component: adherens junction. The transcript is spliced from 40 exons. Bases 68 to 5464 code for a protein of 1798 amino acids. Gene Ontology annotation, biological process: regulation of protein localization; microtubule-based movement. NCBI's taxonomy places the organism in Eukaryota, Metazoa, Chordata, Mammalia, Carnivora, Felidae. Gene Ontology annotation, molecular function: ATP binding; cell adhesion molecule binding; microtubule motor activity.